CUACAGCCCAUCAAUAUUUCACCAUUCUGCUGUCACGUGUGAAAUGAAAUAUAAUCCGAGAGGCGUAGAAGUUUGCCUCCGUGUCGGUAAGUGGGGCCAGCAGGAGCGCACAUCUUACCCCAGACUAUAACGCAACAGCUGCGUUUCUUUGUGAAACUUUCUGAUAGCAAACCACAAGCAUCCACUGCUUAAUUUAAUAAACUACUGGAUAUGGCAGGGCUGAGGCAGCUGACUGCAUGGCUCGGAAUCGGUGCUUUUCUGCUGUGCGUACCGAGCGUCUUUUGCUUCACGGUAGCUCAAGACGUGCCGUGUGAGGCUAACGGCUCGGUGUACUAUGUUGGUGAGUGGUACAUCCUGCACUCGGAGCACUGCACGCAGUGUGAGUGUACGGCGAAGGGACCGGUGUGCGCGCGGACAGAGUGCACUGCGCUGCCCGAUGCCUGCAUUCACGUGAGCCACUACCCGACCGAAUGCUGCCCGCGGUGCGAGGAAAUCGGCUGUGAAUACCAGGGAGAGGUUUACGAGUUCGGCCAAAACUUCCAGCCAUCAGAAUGUGAGCUCUGCUUCUGUGAGAAGGAGGGCACCAUAUGCCAAGUAGCGGACUGUGCCCCCCCUGCAUGUGUCAACCCGGUCUAUCAAAAAGGGAUCUGCUGCCCAGACUGCAAAGAUGGGCCAAAUUGCUAUGUGGAUGACUCUCGGACGCAGAUAAUCCCCGGAGGCGAGGCAGUGUGGGUGGAUUCCUGCACCAAAUGCCAAUGCCAUGAUGGGGAGGAUGUUAGCUAUUGGAAGGACAACCGAGUGGCCACCCGAGUGGCCACAUGUACCCGCCUCCAAAACUGCACUGUCAGCAAAGGAGAAAACAAAAACUCAGACACUCCCCACCAUCAGAGCGUGUAGCUCAGCAGGUCACUAUGCCUUGUGCUCAUGUAGCUAAUUGUAGACUAUGUGAUUUAUCUUUUAUAAUGUGCCCAACAUUGAGGUUAAAUGUUAAAUGACUCGCUGAAUGUCGCUUUGGCCUUGUAAGGGAUGUCCUUCAAAAUGAAGCCAUAUUUCUUCUAUACUGCUUAUUUAAUCAGCUUUUUAAAAACUAAUACAAAAUAUUAAUCAGCUUUUCAAUUGUAAUAUAUAAAAAAAUAAAUAUAAAAUAUAUUUCUCCAA
Messenger RNA from Hemibagrus wyckioides, 1158 nucleotides. RefSeq lists its product as uncharacterized. The record is from RefSeq and is a predicted model, not a curated record. Gene Ontology annotation, cellular component: AMPA glutamate receptor complex. The coding region runs from base 211 to 897 and encodes 228 amino acids. NCBI's taxonomy places the organism in Eukaryota, Metazoa, Chordata, Actinopteri, Siluriformes, Bagridae. Gene Ontology annotation, molecular function: protein binding. Gene Ontology annotation, biological process: negative regulation of BMP signaling pathway. The transcript is spliced from 3 exons.